Effrenium voratum is the source of this 1851-nucleotide messenger RNA. The record is from the annotation of a GenBank genome assembly. Lineage: Eukaryota; Dinophyceae; Suessiales; Symbiodiniaceae.
AUGAGCUCCGCCGACGUAAAUGCCUUGCCAGCGCCGAGAUUCCCGCCGAGUAGGCGUGUUUUGUGGGACCGCACACCGGAUCCAAAUGCAGAGCCUGCACGGGUGCCGUGCCUGGCUUUUGCGCCCCGCUUGUGCCUCAGCCGGUCGGUGGCGCAGGAGCUGUGCAGACAGGCCAGGGAAGCGCAGCGUCGCCCCAAGGCGCUGCGUUUGGUCCUCCGCAGUGGCACGGCGGCGGACGGCUACGAGCCGCUGUUGUUGGCUGAACGCAUCGACGAGCGGGGCCUGGGGCCAGAAGAGGUGUCCUUGGAUUUGGCCGUGCUGCCGGAUACGAGGGCAUCUCUCAGCCUCGGGACAUCGACCAGCAGCACCGCAGGAGCCGAGCCUGCGUCAUCCAGGUGCCGCCUGGCGCCUGCGGCGGCGCAGAAGCUGCUGGCGGGGCUUGAGGCUGCAGGAGGCCCUGAGACGGAGGGCGCCUUGCACCAGCUUUGGCGUUGGGAGCUGGGCUCAGAGUACCUGGCAGCCGCUUUGCGGCAUUUGGCUGUAGUUGUGUUGGUUCCCCCCCCAACUGUGGAAGAUCUGGAGCUGGGCAAGCAGAAGGCUCGCUUUGUGGGGACGGCCCUGCACACGGCGCUGGUGGUGAACGUGCUUAGCGCGGAGGGCGACCACGUGCUCUUCUCGCUGCCGGCCAAUUGCCUGAGCCAGGCACUGCAGAUGCCCCCGGCCUGCCGUAAGGGCACCUGUGCCAUGGCGGACGCACUCUCGGCAUCUUGCCGCCAGACCUGGCAGGCGACAGCGUCGCUCCUGCACGGCGAGCUGAUAGCUGCCUUGGUCUUCUUGGUCAUCGAGUUGGUGUCCAUGCUGUCGGCGGUGCAUACGUUUCAGGCUGAGGGCCUGAACUUCCUGGGCGCCGUCCUGCACGGGGGAGGUGCGCUGGUGCUGCUUCUCUUUCUUCUGAUGCAGACGUCCUGCGCCUACUUUCACAUCAUCUUUGUGAUGACAAAUGUGCUGCCAUUUCUUGGCGAGCUCAAGAUUUGGACCGACGUGCUGCGCGGGGCGCGCCCAAAGCGCUUCCCGGCGCCGGAGAUGGAUUGUCUAGAGGCCCUCGCCUGGUUCUUCUUUGGCAAAGCUGCGAGGUUGGUUUCGCUUGGCCUGCGGCUCACGAGGCCCUUGCGGACCUCGGACACUCCGCUCCUGCAGGCGCUUCUCGCACCCGCUUCCAAGUCAUUGGGCUUCGGCUUUCUGACCUUGGACCAGGGCCGCUGUGUGGUAUGCCUGCUAGCGGACGAGCGGCUAGCCUUCGAGGUUCCGUUGGUCGGAAUUUGGGUGGACCUCCGUGAUGAGGAAGUGGCCCGCUUACCAAGCCUUGCGGCACAUGCAGCGGUUUGGCGGGCGGCGCUUCGCUUUGUGCAUCAGAGGAACAUCAAAGAGCGGGUUUGGGUGGAACCCGCGACCUUCCUCGUCAUGGCGGUGGUCCGGCAAAGGUCCCGGCCACCAGAAGCGGGGCUCAGGUUUGCCGAGCUGCGGUACGAGGAGGAGGCCUCUGAGGGCCUGUACCUGGCAGCGCUGGAUUUUGACGAGGCAUCCAUUGCAAAGGGCGACGACUGGACGCAGAUGAAGACGUACACGGCCGAGUAUGGUGACCUAGCCCGCGUCGCAGGGCAGGCGGCGCAAGAGAAGGCCAAGGUGCAGCCAUCAUUCUCCCCAGUCUUGGCUGCAGAGCUCACCGGCCAGGCCCGCGAUCUCGAGCCCAUGGAGCGCAUGAGUUUCACGAUGGACAGCACGGCUCAGGGCUUCAGGCUCUGGCACGUGCGUUCGCUCCGGCGAGACAAAGACAUCGUGACAUCUUCUUAG